AUGGCCGUGCAUGCCGCAGCACCUGCGAGGCAGCUGGGCCUCGCCCUGCUGACGCAGCUCCAGUCGCUGGGGGCGGUGGGGCUGGGCGUGGAGCCCCUGUUCCUGGAGGUCGGCUCGCAGGAAGCUGCCGCGCCCAUCGGGUCCCCUUCCGGCAUAUGCGCGCCGGGCAGCGGCGCUCAGGCCCGCAUCCACGGCCAGCCGGGCACUGCCCUGGACCGGGAGCUGUCGUUCAAAAAGGUGGCGGUGGGGGGCACCUUUGACCGGCUCCACGCCGGGCACCGCCUGCUGCUGGCCGCCACCGCUGCGGUCGCGAGCGCGGAGAUCUUCGUGGGCAUCACUGCGGACCGCCUGCUGGUGAACAAGCAGGGGAGGGAGUGGCUGGAGGCGUACGAAGUCAGGAGCGGCGCGGCCGUGGGCUACAUGGAGGCAACCCACCCUGGGGUCCGGGUGACUGCGGGCCCCCUGCUGGACCCGAAGGAACCUCCGCUGGCCACCACCGACCCCAGCUUCGAAGCCAUCGUGGUGUCGGAGGAAACGAUACACGGCGCUGAGGCCAUCAACGCCGGGCGGGCGGAGCGCGGGUUUGCCCCGCUGGUGGUGGUGGUGGUGGGUCUGGUGAGGGGCCAGCAUAGCUCAAGCGGGAAGCUGAGCUCCACCGACCUGCGUCUGGAUCGCUGA
Auxenochlorella protothecoides is the source of this 678-nucleotide messenger RNA. RefSeq names its product Phosphopantetheine adenylyltransferase. Gene Ontology annotation, biological process: coenzyme A biosynthetic process. The transcript has 2 exons. Lineage: Eukaryota; Viridiplantae; Chlorophyta; Trebouxiophyceae; Chlorellales; Chlorellaceae. Gene Ontology annotation, molecular function: dephospho-CoA kinase activity. The record is from RefSeq and is a predicted model, not a curated record. Bases 1 to 678 code for a protein of 225 amino acids.